AUGCCACCGAGGUCUCAAGGGUGGGUUCAUGGGCCUAAUCCUGGUAUGAUUUUGAGCCUUGGGGCCGCUAGUCUCGUAUUGUCCCCAGCACUAGCGAGCACCGUGGGGGUCAUUAUUGCUCGAGCUAGAGAAGCGCGGAUAUACUCGGGAAUGGGAGAGUCCUUUUGUCUGACGAGAGUUCCAUACAUGUUGGAGAUGGAUGUCCGGUGGCUGCACCUCGUGGCAUCAGGCCGCAAUGGGAUGCAUGUAUGGCAUCUGGGGGAAGAAUCAAAUAUCUCGAACUGCGGGGACGCUGCUGCUCAACAGAUUGGAGGGUUGAUGAGACCGCCCGAAGAUGGAUGGAUGGAUGGCAUUUGCUGGAUAAGCGUUGGGGGCAAUGUGCUGUGUUUGGAGUUUGACGAGAGGAGGAAGAAACCCGACAUAGCACAGCCAACGCGCAAACCAUUUCUCUUGGAACCCAGUAAAGGGGAAGAAAACAGGCUGGAUGGCGACAGGAAGUAUAAACGUCGGGGAACCGUAACCUCACCUCCUCCCGCCUUUGCUCGUCCUACGCUUGCUCUCUCUCUCUCCUACUCCGUUGCCUUCUGGCUUCCUCUGUUUCCAGGAUACCCUGUCGUCGCUUCAACCGUCUCCUGUGUCGUCUGGAGCCCGGUCCUCUCACCUUUCCCUUCCCCUCUCAGCGCCACUUCCCCCCCUCCCUCGCCGGCUCGCGUCGAUCGCUUCGCUGACCCUGAUCUACUGGCUAUCAAUAGACUCGAUAGAAAAUUUGCUCCAGAGUUAGCCAGGGCUUGCAUUUGCCGGUUUCCCCGACCUGAUUUGACCAUCUCCGAGUCUGGGAGAGCUUCCCCGCACUAG
This is a messenger RNA of Aspergillus niger, 855 nucleotides long. RefSeq lists its product as hypothetical. NCBI's taxonomy places the organism in Eukaryota, Fungi, Ascomycota, Eurotiomycetes, Eurotiales, Aspergillaceae. The transcript is spliced from 6 exons. The record is from RefSeq and is a predicted model, not a curated record. The coding region runs from base 1 to 855 and encodes 284 amino acids.